AUGGCGCGCUCCAUGAACAGUGUGAGGGAGGGGGUUGUCAUGCUGCCCCCCUCUCCAAAUUGGUUUUUCGGCGGCGUGGCGGAUGCCACCAAAGCUGGUGUGUUCGGUUUUUGCGCUAAGAAUGCCGUGUAUCUUCUAGAUGUGACGAGGACAGUCCCGUCGGUUACAGGCUGUCUACUCUGUGCCUGUGCGCGGGUGACAGGAUGUGUCUUCAGUCUGACUCCAGGCCAGGACAGACUGUGUGUGACCAGUGGGGACAACGGUGUGGUACAGGUGUGGGACACAGACUCUCUCACCUGCCUUCAUACUCAGGAACAACACAGGGUACGUCCUACAGAUUUACAACAGGUGUGGUACAGGUGUGGGACACAGACUCUCUCACCUGCCUUCAUACUCAGGAACAACACAGGGUGUGGUACAGGUGUGGUACAGGUGUGGAAUACAGACUCUCUCACCUGCCUUCAUACUCAGGAACAACACAGGGUACGUCCUACAGAUUUACAACAGGUGUGGUACAGGUGUGGGAUACAGACUCUCUUACCUGCCUUCAUACUCAGGAACAACACAGGGUACGUCCUACAGAUUUACAACAGGUGUGGUACAGGUGUGGUACAGGUGUGGGACACAGACUCUCUCACCUGCCUUCAUACUCAGGAACAACACAGGAGCCCGGUUACAGCCCUGGUGUGGUACCCAGCUGAAGAGAACACUGUUGUAUCAGCAGACCAGGACGGCUACAUCGUGAAGUGGCAGUUCCAGACUGGAGAAGUCCAGACCUUUCAGCCUGAUGCCAACAGUCACAUCGUCAGUUUGGCAUGUUCUCCUCAUCAACCACACCUUCUGGCUGCAGGGUACAGGUUAAAGUCAGGUCCAGUUGUCCUGCUGGAGUUACAGGGAGAGGGGAGGACAGUCUGCCGACUGCAGGGGCACAGCGAGGACGUGCAGUCUGUCGUCUGGAUGGCAGCUGAUGAGGAUAAUGAUGACAAUGGAACUUCCUCUGAUGAAAGCAUUGCAGAUAAAGGACAUGGCCAGCUGCUUGCAUCAGGCAGUAAGGAUGGAACUAUCCGUGUGUGGAGCACCAGGACUGGGGGCUGUGUGUGCACGCUGAAGCUACCAGCCAGGUCUCAGCAGGGCAGAUGGCGGGGGGGAGGGGGGCAGGAGGCAGGCAGGAGGAUGUGGGUAGCUCUGGCCUGGAGAAAGGAACAGCCUCAACAACUCAUCUCCAGUUCACAUGGUGGUGACAUGUUAGUGUGGGACCUGAGGACACAGAAGUGGCAGGUGCUGGAGCAUAGUGAAGGUCAGGGUCACUCCCGGGUGGUGUUCAGUAUCACAGCUAUACAGAACCAAGUCAUCACCACCUCCAUGGACAGACAGAUCAUACUGUGGGACUUGAGCAGUAUGAAAGCCCAGUGGAGCCUGCCCACGUUAGGUGGGUUUGUGUAUGCCCUGGCCUCCUCCCCGCUGACACCAGGACAGCUGGCUGUAGGAGUGGGGGACGGCAUGAUCCGGGUGUGGAACACACACAGUCAGGCUCCUUUUGACUGGUCAGGAUUCUGGCAGUGCAUUAAGGGGAAAGUGACUGCAUUGUCCUGGCAUCCCACAAAGGAGGGUAUCCUGGGGUUUGGCAGUGAUGAUGGUUCAGUGGGCCUGUAUGAUGUGCUGCACACCAAACAACCAACCAUGUCAAGUACGUGUCACAAGAAAACAGUCUAUUCGCUGUCCUGGGGGCCAACUGUUGCAGUGUCAGGAGGCAGUCCGACCCUGGUGCUGUACAGUUGUGGAGGAGAGGGUGUGAUCUACCAACACACUUUCAACAGGAAUCAACAACCUGCCCUCAAUGUCUGGGAUAUCAUCAGGUCUACCAAUCAAAUCAAACACAAACUACCUCCUGCAACAGAGAUCAGCUGGAGAGAGGAUGGACAGUAUGUGGCCGUUGGUUAUGAGGAUGGGUCAGUUGAGAUUAUGACCAGUCCAAACCUUCGCCGCAUCUGCAUCCUUCGGACUCACCAUCGGCCAAUCAACAAGCUCUGCUGGCAUCCCACGUCCAAUGACAUCCCAGCUCAAUAUGGCUACUGGCUGGCAUCUGCUUCCAACCAAUCAGAUGUGCACAUUCACAACCUCCAGGCUGUGAUUGGAGCUACUACUCCCCCAGAUGUCCCAGUGGUGUUCUCUGAACCGUUCCGUCAGGCUGACGGCCACAAAGCCAAGGUGGUGGAUCUGUGCUGGAGCCCUCAUCACCCAGGCUGGCUGGUGUCUGCCUCGUAUGAUAACACUGCUCAGGUUUGGGAUAUGACCAAAGGAAAGGCCAUGUCCAACUUCCGUGGGCACCAGGGAAGGGUGUUGUCUGUGCAGUGGAGUCAGACUGAUGCUGACAUGGUGUACAGUGGAGGGGACGACUUCUCUCUUCAGUCAUGGAAAAUAUCCCAGCAGGAACAUAAAGAGCCACCCAUUGAUCACAAACCACCAGGAAGGAAGCCCAAGUCUAAGGGAAAGGCAAAGAACAGGGGAGCAGAGCCUCAGAAACAAGCCCCACGGGACCUGAAACAGCCAGGUCCUACCAGGGGACAGGAACAGCUGGGUACAGACAUCAGUAAUGAAACACCCAGGCAUGAGGAGGGGACAGGAAGUACCAACAGUAUCAACUCUGACGAACUGUUACAACUUCUAGAAGAGAAGAGAGCACAACUGAUGAGACAGAAACACUCUACAGAAGUCUCUGAGAGUCACCCGACCAGCACUGCUGAAGGGCAGGAGGGAGGUGGUCAUCUGCAGGGUCAGACUACCCAGCGGUCACUCACUGUGGAGGACAUACUGCCACCACAGAGAACUGCUGAUAAUGUGUUGCCUGUGGCAGAGUCAGCAGCAGCUGAAGGAAAAGAUGUGAGAGUUCACCGUAAGAAGAAGAAGGGGCGCUCACUGUUUCCUCUGUCAGCUAACAUGGACAACCGUGCCAAGUGUCACCUGCAGCAGGACUGCCUCACACUGGCACAGCUCAUGUAUGAAAGAGCUGGUGGAGACAUGUCUGCUGGAAGUGCAGGUUGUGACGGCCUCGGUCUGUUCUUUGACAGAAGAAGUUUGUACAAAACCUUCAGAGAGGAAAGUUUGAACCAUGUAGAGAACGGUCAUCUGGACCACAGCCUGCAGCUGGCCGUCUGGAGAGGUGACAUCCUGGGAGCCCUGAAGCUGGCUCGCCAACAUGGCCAGCUGUCAGACUGGUUAGUAGCAAUGGCACCUCUAGCUGGUCAUGAUGUGUGGGUACAGACUGUCCAGGACUAUGCACAGCAACUAUGUGGACAAGACCAGCACUACAAGGCUGUCACGUUCCUGCUGGCCUGUCACAAAGUCCACCAGGCUAUCGCCUUGCUGAAAAACAACAAAAUGUUCAGAGAGGCUGUUGCCCUGGCCAAAGCCCGUCUCCCUCCCCAUGACCCUGUAAUACUGGACCUGUAUGAUGCCUGGGCAACAGAGCUGCAGAAAGAUCAUUAUGAGCAGGCAGCCAAGUGCUACCUUGCCAUGCAGCAGCCGUGUGAUGCUGUAGCCGUCCUGGCCAGGAGAGGGGACCUGGACUCCCUCAGGGUGGCUGCCAGCGUCGCUGCAGCAGCCGGAAGUGAAGACCAGCUGUCCUCCGUGGCAUGUAGAUAUGCACAUGAGUGUCAGCUGCAGUGUAAAUGGCUGGAGGGGCAAGAACUUCUCAAGAAUCACAAACAACUACAGGUGCACAGGUUAACCCUGUGCCUACAUGAAGUCCUUGUUGGAUGUCUGUCUGACCUUGGCUGUCUGUCAGCAGACUGGACACAGAUGACAGGUCCCUACAGCUGGGGACAACUGGGCAGGGCCAUUUCUCUACCAGACAUUCUUCAGUACAAGAGUGAGGUUGACCCCCUGUGUCCCUGGCCCCCCUACCUGGUGCAGGGUGAGUUGUUCCUGGGUUAUGUUGUACAGGUGUGGUGCCAGUACUGUGGACUUGUCCUGACUACAGACAACAUUCUCCAGUUAUGUCAGCAGCUCACUGCAACACUCACGGCAGCCACCAACCCAGGCAAUACUGCAAAGUUACUGUCCGUGGUGUCGUGCCAGCUGACUACAGGCCUGUUGUACCUGGUAGGUGGUGAGGUACAGAAGGCUGGGACACACUUCAUAGCUGCAGUACACCUAACACAUGACAGGGGGCAGUACCACAUCAUGAAAGGACUGCUUCAGAUGAUCCUGCCUCAAGGCCUUGUUUCCCUCAGAAAACUGGAGCAGAUGUCUACAGCACAAGAGUGUUUGAAGUCAGAAGUCAAGUUACAGGACAACUCUACAACUCCUAAAAAUGUCUUGAGUUGUCUGUCAGCAUUUUACCAUGUGGCUACUCUGUAUGACCUGUGGUGGAGUGGACCUCACAAUGCUGUUUCAAUAGAUCACAAUGGAGAUGGUGCUACAGUCCAUCCACAGUCAGGCAGUACUGAUGGGUCCAGCACCACAACAGCUGCUGUCUCUACACUGCCACAGCAGGAGGAGGGCUUACAGGAGAACAGCAAGUCUGCUGUCCCCGACCAGAGGGUCUCUGUGUUGAUACAACAGCUGCAGGCAAUAUCAGCUGCUGUUCUCAUACCUGACAUAGCUCGGAAAUAUGCCCUGGAGGAACAGCUGGGACAGCUGGAACAUGCCCUUCAUACAGCAGCUGCACAUCACAGACAAUCCAGAUUGUUGAACAUAGUACAGACAGAUGCUAACAACACCUGCAGUACAGUACAGACAGAUGGGAACAACACCUGCAGUACAGUAGAGACAGAUGUUCCUCAGUAUGAAACAGAGAGGAAGAGCGAGUCAGUACUAAGUAACAGCAUGAUUGAAAGAAGAGUUGUCUUGUGCCAUGAUCACCCUGAAAUGAUUGCAGCAGGCAACAAUAAUGGUAAAGUGGAUGAAGAUGUUGUAAAGAUGUCAGGAGGACCUCUGCAAACAGAUACUACCGGUAGCCAGAAAGACAAAGCUGCAGGUGAAGAGUUGAUCAACAGGGGGCGCUGCACACUAGAUGAUAACUCCCAGAUGAUGGCUGGAUCAGGUGUACAGCAGUUGGAGUGUCAGGAUGUUCUCCUGGGUGCACAACUGUCACAGGUUCAAGAACAGCUGUCUGCCAUACCACAGGGGUACAGGACCCUGCCGUUCCCUGAGCCUGUUGAGCUGGCCAUGACACUGGUGUACCUGUGCUGCCACUGGCCUCAUCACAGGGACUUGAUGGCGGCAGUGGGCCAUGAUGUCAUCUCCUGGGGACUCCAGCAUUCCUGGAAGUCUUCCCAACAUCAGUUUUUCACCAGAUGGAGAAAUAAAAUGUUCUCGUAGAGUAGCAGAAGUUGGAU
Messenger RNA from Branchiostoma belcheri (Belcher's lancelet), 5339 nucleotides. Its product is annotated as gem-associated protein 5-like. The record is from RefSeq and is a predicted model, not a curated record. The coding region runs from base 1 to 5322 and encodes 1773 amino acids. Lineage: Eukaryota; Metazoa; Chordata; Leptocardii; Amphioxiformes; Branchiostomatidae. Gene Ontology annotation, molecular function: protein binding. The transcript is spliced from 28 exons.